Messenger RNA from Penicillium oxalicum, 1461 nucleotides. RefSeq names its product FAD-binding oxidoreductase. Bases 1 to 1461 code for a protein of 486 amino acids. Lineage: Eukaryota; Fungi; Ascomycota; Eurotiomycetes; Eurotiales; Aspergillaceae. The transcript is spliced from 5 exons. The record is from RefSeq and is a predicted model, not a curated record. Gene Ontology annotation, molecular function: FAD binding.
AUGCGUUUCGCGUCUACUGUGCUGCCUCUGGCGGCCGCGGCCGGUCUGGUCGGCGCUUCCGACUGCCCUACCCCUGUGAGCCGUGGGUGUCAAGCUCUGCAGCAGAGCCCGCUCAACGAUUCCGUGUUCGCCACCGGUAGCUCGGUGUACAACUGGGAGACCAAGGAGUUCUGGUCCAACACGGAGCUGAUGGCCCCGGGCUGUGUGUUCCGUCCCAAGAACAGCCGUCAAUUGGGACAGGCCGUCAAGGCACUCGUCCAGGCCGAUGCCAAGUUUGCGGUGCGCGGUGGUGGUCACAUGGGAAUUCGGGGCUCCAACAACAUCGACGACGGUGUGUUGAUCGUCAUGUCCAACUUGACCACCAUGGCCCUGAACCGGGACCACUCCGUCCUGUCGCUCGGUCCCGCCUAUCGCUGGGGAGAGGUCUACUCCUACCUCGCCCACUAUGACCUGACCGUUCCCGGUGGCCGCUUGGGCCCCGUGGGUGUCCCCGGCCUGCUGCUUGCCGGUGGUGUCAACUUCUUCGGAAACCAGGUCGGCUUCAGCUGUAACUCGGUGAUCAACUACGAGGUGGUUCUGGCCAACGGCGAUGUGGUGCAGGCCAACAAGAACACCAACUCGGACCUCUUCUGGGCCCUGAAGGGUGGUAGCAGCAACUUUGGUAUUGUCACCCGAUUCGACCUGGAGACCAUCAAGUCCACCAAGGUGUGGGCGGGUGCACACACCGUCGAGGCCAAAUACGUUGAUCAGUUCCUUGCGGAACAAACUCAUCAGGCUGUUGCCACCUACGCGGCCAACAUCUCUGAUGCCAAGAGUCACAUCGUCCCGGCCCUGGUUCCUGGUGACUCGACUUUGGCCUCAGCCAUCCUCUUCUACGACAGCGACACGGUCAGCUAUCCCGACAUCCUCAAGCCCUUCACCGACAUUCCUUCCAUCAGCAGCACCGUCGGCUUCAAGACCGUGGCCGAAUUCUCCAAUGAGCUGGGCCAGAUGGUGGUGCCCGGAAUCAACGAUGUCUUCGUUGCCGGAACCGUCAAGGGAAACAGCUAUGAAGAGCUCCACAAGGGUGUGAGCAUCAUCAACUCGACCUUCUUCAACGAGCUCCCCAAGCUCCUCGCUCAGAUCCCCAAGGCCAACAUCUCCACCAUCCAGCUCGACUGGCAGCCCAUUGGAGCCAAGUGGAUCGAGGCCUCCAACGCUCGCGGCGGAAACGCCCUGGGCCUGGACUCCAGCAAGGUGUACCUCUGCUACGCCGAGGUCGUCGAGUGGAUCGGAUCCGAAUACGACAGCAUUGUCUUUGAGUGGUUGGAGUCAACUACGGCCGCCAUCAACCAGGCGACCGGGCCGCCGGACUCUUCGAUCCGUUCAACUACAUGGGCGAUGCGGCUGGGUUCCAGUCCAUCUUCCCCGGCUACGGUGCCGCCAAUCACCCACCGCCUGCAAAGCAUCGCUUCGGCUUGA